AGCGCCAGGGGGCGGAGUGGGGGAGGGGGGCGAGUCCCUCGGAGAGCCGGGUUGGGCUCGCGGCGCUGUGAUUGGUCUGCCCGGACUCCGCCUUCAGCUCAUGUCAUUAGCAUAUCAUUAGCUGUCCGCUUGGGCACCGGAGGCAGCCAACGCCGCCAGUCUGAGGCAGGUGCCCGACAUGGCGAGUGCUGUGCUGCCGAGCGGAUCCCAGUGUGCGGCGGCAGCGGCGGUGGCGGCGCCUCGCGGGCUCCGGUUCCGGCUUCUGCUGUUGCUCUUCGCCGCGGCACUGAUCCCAACAGAUGUGCCUUUCACCUUCUGCCAUGAUUUUGAGGCCUCCCCAGCCACGUGGAACUGUGAUGGACAGAAUCUGUUUACGAAAGACGUGACAGUGAUCGAGGGAGAGGUUGCGACCAUCAGCUGCCAAGUCAAUAAGAGUGACGACUCUGUGAUUCAGCUACUGAAUCCCAACAGGCAGACCAUUUAUUUCAGGGACUUCAGGCCUUUGAAGGACAGCAGGUUUCAGUUGCUGAAUUUUUCUAGCAGUGAACUCAAAGUAUCAUUGACAAAUGUCUCAAUUUCUGAUGAAGGAAGAUACUUUUGCCAGCUCUACACUGACCCCCCACAGGAAAGUUACACGACCAUCACAGUCCUGGUCCCACCACGUAAUCUGAUGAUCGAUAUCCAGAAAGACACUGCGGUGGAAGGUGAGGAGAUUGAAGUCAACUGCACUGCUAUGGCCAGCAAACCAGCCACGACUAUCAGGUGGUUCAAAGGGAACACGGAGCUAAAAGGGAAAUCGGAGGUGGAAGAGUGGUCAGACAUGUACACUGUGACCAGUCAGCUGAUGCUGAAGGUGCACAAGGAGGACGAUGGGGUCCCAGUGAUCUGCCAGGUGGAGCACCCUGCGGUCACUGGAAAUCUGCAGACCCAGCGGUAUCUAGAAGUACAGUAUAAGCCUCAAGUGCAUAUUCAGAUGACUUAUCCUCUGCAAGGCCUAACCCGGGAAGGGGACGCGCUUGAGUUAACAUGUGAAGCCAUCGGGAAGCCCCAGCCUGUGAUGGUAACUUGGGUGAGAGUCGAUGAUGAGAUGCCUCAGCAUGCCGUACUGUCUGGGCCCAACCUGUUCAUCAAUAACCUAAACAAAACAGAUAAUGGUACAUACCGCUGUGAAGCUUCAAACAUAGUGGGGAAAGCUCACUCGGAUUAUAUGCUGUAUGUAUACGAUCCCCCCACAACUAUCCCUCCUCCCACAACAACCACCACCACCACCACCACCACCACCACCACCACCACCAUCCUUACCAUCAUCGCAGACACAACGGCGACGACAGAACCAGCAGUUCACGGCCUUACUCAGUUGCCCAAUUCCGCAGAAGAACUGGACAGUGAGGACCUCUCAGACUGGAAGCUCCAGGAGGCCAUGCUGGUCUUGAUCACUGCUGUACACCUGUCAUGUACUAAGCACCCAACUGACACUUACUGUAUGAAUGAAUGAAUUUCCAAAUCCCAAUGCAUUUAGAUAAAUAAAUAGAAAUAGUGGGCCCAUCAAGAGAGUUUCUUUUUUGUCUCUUCUUUGUGGCAUAGAGAAGUUCCAAAAACAUUUGCCUAGUUUUCUUUUAAAAUAAGGGUGCAAAAGUCCUUCUCCCUGCUUAAAACGGGACACUGGAAGUAAGCAAUUUCUGCUUGUAUUUCUGGUGUUAGACAGUCUCAGUUCUGACCAUAAAGAAAACAACUCUCUUUGACACAGUAGCCCUGGCAGUUGGAUUUUCUCAAAGAUUCAAAGAAAGCUGGUGGGUGUGUUGGCCCUGAUUCCUCUUGGCACAGUAGCCAGACAAGGAUCACUCAGAUAUGCAAAAGUCAUUUCUCUCCUCUUUAGGAAAAUGUGACUGAAUCAGCCAUCCACCCCUUCCACCAGCGUCAUCAGUUAGGAAUACUCUGGGCCUCAGCACUGCGCCGUGUCAGAUGGGUCCCUGCCGCAGUCCUAUCAAUCACCCGAGUCAGAAGCAAUAAACCAACAACUGUUUGUGUUCAUAAUAAUUCAGUUCAAUUAAUAAUUAUGUUGUCCCCCUCCCCCAUUCCCUUCAGGAACACUGCAGUCAUAUAUUGCUCAGGAGCCAUAAGUCAUGUAGAACACUGAUGAACUAUCAGGCCGAGCUGGGCUGCCUUUGCAUCUGGUUUGAUGAACUAAUCAAAAACUGAUUAGCACCUUUGUUCAGAGGGGAUGCUGAUUAAUCAAUUACUAUUGAUUGUGAGCGUGGCUUCCCUCAGCAGCAAAGAGACAUCUGAAGGGAGAAAAAACAACCAAUAAAAACUGAGCAGCUGUCAUAGCGUUUAAAUUUAUUAAAACAAAAUACAUUAUUUUUAUGAAGCUGUCUUGAAAUGGGUCACUGAAGGGGAGCAUAUUGAUUGAGAAAGGAUGAACUUCUCAAAUUUCUGUAGCCUAGAGACUGAAUUCAAUUAUAAUACAAGACAAACAGGUUAACACCCGUCUUAAACAGUCCAUCAAUAAAUUAGAGUAGGUGUUGCGCAUUUAAUGCUAAACUGUGGUAAUGAAUAAUAUCAUCCAUUCCCUGCUGCAUCAGAGUAGAAAUUUCAUCCUUUCCAUGUUAUGGAUGAACUUUAUGUACUCAAUUUCCUUCCAAAUAAUGAUGGUCUAUCCUCUACCUGCCCCCUUUGUCCCCACCUCUCCCACACACCAGUGCUACCUUAGUUAAUGACAAUUUCAUAAGCAACAUAUGGUGCUCCAUUCCCACCCAGCAAAGCAAGUUGCCCGGCUGAUCCUCCUCUUUAAUCUGCAUAAAGAAAUUAUGCUCAUGUGUAGUUCAGUGAUUUAAUUAUUGGCAGGCCUGGGGAGCUUAUCCAGUUCUACUUUGAACCCUUUCAUUUACUUUUGGGUGUUAACUUUAUUGAUGAUGGAUCCAUAAGAGUUUCGAAUUGUUUUAUCAAUUACAUCUGCUGUUUCCUGGUGACAGCUGGUGGUUAUUGCCACCCAUGUGGAAUAGAAUAGCUUUAAGCAUAUUUAUCCUUCUAUUUUAUUUUUAAACUUUUUCAAAAUGUCUCCAACUGCCUCUCUCCCUUCAGCAGAAGAAGGGCCUUGGGGAACUGUUUAGUGGAGUGAGGUGGUAAAUAUACAGUGUGCCAGAAAAUGGCCCUCCAGCACAGUUCAAGAAAUCCAUCAGUCUUCUGCUUUGGAAGCAAAGGCACCGACAAGAAAUUCCAGAGCUGUCAUGAUUCCUCAAAACAUGCUUUUAGCUUUUUCCCUACAAACAAGAAAGUGAUCUGGAAAACUCCUACAACAUCUCCCUCAUAAUCCAUUUUAAAAAAAAGCAUGGGUGGUGAGCAAAUUCUAAAUGGCUCUGCUAACCCUCACCUAGGUGAUAGGAGGAAUCUAGGUGAACCAACUGUAGUCAACCUAAAUGGAUUAUACAAGAGACAUGGUUUCAAAAUAUAGCCUACAUUUAUCUGGGCACAGUGGCUCACACCUGUAAUUCCAGCACUUUGGGGGGCUGAGGUAGGUGGAUCACCUGAGGUCAGGAGUUCGAGACCAGCCUGGCCAACAUGGCGAAACCCCGUCUCUACUAAAAACACAAAAAUUAGCCCGGCGUGGUGGCGCAUGCUUGUAGUCCCAGCUACUGGUGGUGGUGGUUGGGGAGAGUGUUGACUCAAGAGAAUUGCUUGAACUCCAAGGUGGAGGUUGCAGUGAGCCAAGAUGGCGCCACUGCACUCCAGCCUGGGCAACGGAAAAAGACAACGUCUCAAAAAAAAGCCUAUAUGUAGUUAAUAGGAGCACUUAAAGGUCUUUUGAUGUAGAUUUUCAGUCCUGGAGUUGUGGGAUAUAUGGCCUUCAGGUUACUGGGAGUGUCUUAAAGUCCUGGCUAAACUUGUUUGAAAUGUGUAUGAGAAACUUUCAGUAGCUGUACCAUUUAAGGGGAACUCUUUCGUAACUGACCCCCACAUAAAGUGUGGUCCAGAUUUGACAAGCAGACUAUUUUAUUUACUUGGUAGAGUAGUAACAAUAAUGGUAUUAAAACACCAAAAACCAGAUGGGCUGUAUAGAUAUAUUUACGUUACGGCCCAUAAAUCUAAAGUGUGGCAUGGUUUGACUUGUAUCUGCAUCAUACUUUGUAACUUAGAAAGCUCUUUUGCACAUACUACUUCAUUUGAUCUUUAUUCAUUCAACAAAAUUACUUGAGCCCUUGUGCUGGGCUCUGGGCUGGGCACCAGGGAUGCAGCAGUGAACAAGACCAACAGGAGCUGCCGUGGCCUUCAGGAGCCAGGGCCCCUGCUCUCCUACAGCGACACACUGGUGAGGGAGACACACUCAAAACACAAGUUAAUCUUGGACAGUGAGAAAUGCUGUGAAAUAAUAAAACUGGAUAAAGUGAAAGUGAGGGGCUGGGGCUGGGAGAAGCUGGCUGGUGUAGAAAAGCUCACCGGGGAAGGCUGUUGGGACAGGAAGACCCAGAUAGAUGAGAAUGAGCCAGCUAUAGAAGAUUUUCAUGAAAAUCUCAAGAUUGUUAAGGAAGGGCUGUUGGUCUCCAUUUAUAACUAAGGAAACUGGCCAGAUGCCGUGGUUCACACCUGUAAUCCCAGCAGUUUGGGAGGCCGAGGCAGGUGGAUCGCCUGAGGUCAGGAGUUCGAGACCAGCCUGACCAACAUGGAGAAACCCCAUCUCUAAUUAAAAAAAUAUAUAUAUACAAAAUCAGCCAGGUGUGGUGGUACAUGCCUGUAAUCCCAGCUACUCAGGAGGCUGAGGCAGAAUUGCUUGAACCCAGGAGGUGGAGGUUGUGGUGAGUCAAGAUUACACCAUUUGCACACCAGCCUGGGCAAUAAGAGUGAGACUCUAUCUCAAAAAAAAAAAAAAAAAAAAAAAUGAGGAAAUUGGGCCCAAAAGGUUAAAUGGUUUACUUAGGAGACAGUGAGAAGUGAAGCAUGGGUCUUCCUGGCUCUAGAGGAAAUAGAGAACUUUGAUUUGCAGGGGCCACCAUUCCCCCUAUGAAAUCCACAGCUUCCUGUGUGCUGGGGUCUUUGGUAAUCCUCUUGACCCUUUUCAAUUCAGUGUGCACAGUUCAGGGAAUGAGGGCAAAGUCAGGCUAUCUGCAGCCCAUCAGGCAUAGAGCAAUGUGAUGACUGACCUGGGAAGAAUUUUUUCUCAGCGUCAAAUCAAGCUCUUUCUCCUCAAAGAAGACCUAACGUCUGCUCUGGUACUUCAGUGCUAUCGUCCCACUGAUUACCCCAAUUAUGGGAUCAGUUUCCCCCUGAGUUGACCCUGCAUGCCAUGGGAAAGUGAUGGCUGGAAAAGGUUAAACCACGUAAAUUCCCUUUUAAAAUUCUGUUUCCUACAAGGCAGUAGACUGAAGAAAUCACAUUGUGUCCACACCAGCUCACUUGCGACUUCCCCACAAUGUGUUUGAACUGCCUCCUGCUGCUGAUCUUUCUCAUAAUCCAACGUGCUCCUGUUUCCACUAUGGGAAGGGAGGAGACAAUCAAACAGGAACUUUUCUUCCAAAUUAAAAAGUUGGCAGGCCACAGUGCAAAGUGUGAAUUCUAGUUCUACAGGUUGGACAGUGCUUUGGGGUGACUUCACCAUAUUCAUUAAUCCAUCUUCCUCACGCCCCCAAAUGCCUGAGGUCCACUGAAGCAUCUUUCUCCAGAAAGAGAUUCUAGUGGGAAAUGUAUGUUUGGAAAUACUUGACAACUGUCCUCUUUAUUAGGUGUGUAUUCCUUUAAGGAAAACUCUGGUGUCAUCUUCAGUGCCUUCCUGUUGCUUAAAGUGGAAAAGACGAUCACAUUUCUAAAUCUGUACUUUCAUGAGAUGAGCAGAGUGGACUCAAGCACAACUGUUAGUGUCUCUGGCGAUGCUAAAUUCCUUGGGAGGAUUUGCAUCCUGUUGGAUCAAGUUAUUUCCACUCAUGGUUAAAUUACCUAAAUCAGGGAAUUUGAGAGGGGAAAAAUCAACAAGAAAAAAAAAAAAAAAAACACUGUUUUCAUACUUAGCUGGCAAUAGUAUUUAAUAUCCUGAUACUCAAAUGGUACACCUGAAUCACGACUCGAGUCAGACGGCCUUCAGCUGCCAGCCCCACAGCCUUGACCUUCACAGAGGACAGCUAAGCCGUUAGUUACACUGUUUGUCAAUUCUGUACAAAUGAAAGAACUCGGUGACUUCAAAUCAGUAAAUGUUUAUUGGGCAUCUUACCAUGUGUGAACAAUGCUAAGUAUGCAGUACCACAUUUACCCCUAACGAACUGGUAAUUAUUUGCCUUGGGUCAGUGAUAAGAACUGGAAAAACCCUUCUUAGAUUGUAAUACAGGAGAUUUAAAUUUGGCAAACACCGAGUCCCUAUGAUAUGCCAAGCCCUGAUAGGCACUUACCAUUUUCAGGCAAACAGUGACCUCUCAGAAUGACCCUGUGAAGUCCAUAAUUGUAUUCAAUGGCUCAGAGUGCCUAAUUGACUUGCCUGAAGUCACAGAGAAAACUAACGAAGCUCAAGUUUUAUCCCAGAAAUGACAGCAAGUCCAGUGCUCUUUCCAGGGGGCCAUGCAGGAGAGCUCCUAGCUCAUCUCCUGUUCAUGCCUGUUUCUGGAAAGCAGUGUAGCCAGUGAUAGUCUAAGAGAGCGCUCAGUCCUGAUCAUUAAGUAGUAACAAGGUACAGCCAAAAUCUGUGUGCAGGACUUUCUAAUUUAAAUGAACACAUACUGAGCUCCGGGUGGCACAAUGAGGAUGAUCACUGCAGUUUUCCUUUAAGUAGCUUAACAUAGCUCCUUUGAAACGUUAGCAUAGAUGCAGUUACAUUGCUAGAAUUGAAUGCAGCUGACGUGUAGUAUUAGAUGCCUGGGAUGCUAUAUGGGAGUCUUCAUGGUUUUUCUGCUUUACGUUUAUUCAUUCUUGUCCACUUUCUAAGAAGACAGAAAAGAAAGGUUAUGCUGCAUAAAGGGUAGUGUGCUCCAAUAUAUAUUAACAUCUUAAUGGGAAAGCGGUGCAUGUACUGUAUACAUUUACUACUCUCUGACAAGAGGGAAUUAAAUGUCAGAAGGAUUUGUAGCAUCUAUAAUUGAAUUGGUGCUGAGAAAAGCAAAUCUUAAAGAAGAAUAACAUAUUAGGAUUAGCAAAUAAUGUGGCAUUUUGUCAGCGCAUGCCAUUCAGUUUGUUCCCCUUCAGUAAUAAAGUUGUGCUUUUUAAAAUGCACACUUAUUUUUGUUGCCAUGGAUGGGAGCUACCACAGAUGAGAAUGGGUAGCUACAUUUUCAGACGGUGCCAGGUUUUCUUGAGUGUGAUUUUUUUUUUUAGGUCAAAUCAUGGCUUUGCUUCAGAUUUGGGAAAUC
Molecule: messenger RNA, 7322 nt
Organism: Callithrix jacchus (white-tufted-ear marmoset)
Lineage: Eukaryota; Metazoa; Chordata; Mammalia; Primates; Cebidae
Gene: CADM1
Product: cell adhesion molecule 1
Biological process (GO): detection of stimulus; homophilic cell-cell adhesion; cell recognition
Cellular component (GO): synapse; plasma membrane; neuron projection
Molecular function (GO): signaling receptor binding
Source: RefSeq, a predicted model, not a curated record